Messenger RNA from Triplophysa dalaica, 1476 nucleotides. It is a transcript of the gene 42sp43, whose product is annotated as P43 5S RNA-binding protein. Lineage: Eukaryota; Metazoa; Chordata; Actinopteri; Cypriniformes; Nemacheilidae. The record is from RefSeq and is a predicted model, not a curated record. Bases 205 to 1311 code for a protein of 368 amino acids. Gene Ontology annotation, cellular component: nucleus. The transcript has 9 exons.
AAUGGAAAGCCAGUGUAAAUGAACCUUGAUGUCCUGCUGCUUAUCAACGCUGAUGGUGACGUCACAGGCGAUCAUUAACGCAACAGUGUGCAGGUGUCUGCAGGGUUUGAUGAGCUAAUAAAGCUGAGCUCGUUCACGCAGCGCUUCCUACUAUAACGCGACACAAGACGUGACAGUAAAGAAGUUAAAUACGAGUUUUGAAUCAUGAUAAACGAACAGAUGGUGAAGAAAGAGGACGCGGUGCCGCGCCAGCAGUUGUUUAAUUGCGCGCACGCUGACUGCGGUGCGACUUUCACGCGCCAGUGGCGUCUGCGGGAGCACGAGAGCACGCACACAGGCGCGAAACCUCACAAGUGUCCGGUCGAAGAAUGUGGACGCAGUUUCUCGCGUGGAUCACACCUGCGGCGGCACGCGCUUCUGCACAACGGCGCCAAAACGUUCAGAUGCACUGCCGCCGACUGCAGUAAAAGCUUCUUCACCGCUGAUAAACUUAAGAGACACGCGUGUUAUAAACACGACACACGCGACUACUUCAAGUGCAACUUUCCACAGUGCGUGAAAACGUUUCGGAAGCGACGCGCGUUGAAGCUUCACAAGGCGACGCACGGUUUGUCGAGCUUCAGAUGCUCGAAGGGUCGCUGUGCCAUGAGGUUCGAGUCUCACGUCGCGCUCAAAGCUCACAAGAAAAGACACGCAGGUUAUCGGUGUCCUCAGGCUGACUGUGCUGUGAGCGCACACACCUGGGGUAACCUGCUGAAACACAAGUCCACUCAUCCAGUGUCGUUCUCCUGUAUGGUUUGUACGAAGGUGUUCAAGAAGAAAGAGGCUUUGAGGAAACACAAACGCACUCAUGCUCUGCAGAAGCCGGUUCUGUUGUGUCCCAGUCAGGGCUGUCAGGCGUAUUUCUCCACCACAUUUAACCUGCAGCAUCACAUUCGAAAGGUUCAUCUCAAGCUGCUCUCACACCGCUGCGCCUUCCCCAGCUGCAGCAAAGCCUUCGCCAUGCGUGAGAGUCUGGUCCGUCACAUGUUGCAUCAUGACCCUGAAAUGGCCAAGUUCAAGCGUCGACACAUGCGCAGCAGCAAGAGUUGGCAGAAGCGCUUGGAGGGGCACGACCGUCGUCCUCUGAUUGAAGACGUGAGUCAGCUCUUCUCUUUACGCAUGAACAUCGGUCACAAAGUGAAACGCGAAGCCAAUCUGACGGGUCUCUUCAAUGAGCGCAAGAUCCCGCACCGCGUCGAUCCUGAAGUGAACCUGCGAGAUCUCUUCAGCAUCAAACCGCCUCAAACCAAACCGGCUGAAAGAAAAUGAAGUGAGCGCUAACACCGGGUUUUCAACACAUGCUAAUGUGGAUAAUUUGAGUUUCUGUAUGAUAAUAAUGGCUGAAGAGUUUCUGUUGAAGAAUAUUUCAGUUAUGUUCUGUACAUGAGUACAGCUUUUCUUUAUAAAAUGGAUUUGUUUGUUUUCUUCAACUGC